Messenger RNA from Amaranthus tricolor (Joseph's coat), 1521 nucleotides. Its product is annotated as protein EMSY-LIKE 3-like. Gene Ontology annotation, cellular component: nucleus. The record is from RefSeq and is a predicted model, not a curated record. Lineage: Eukaryota; Viridiplantae; Streptophyta; Magnoliopsida; Caryophyllales; Amaranthaceae. Gene Ontology annotation, biological process: defense response to fungus. The transcript has 8 exons. The coding region runs from base 1 to 1113 and encodes 370 amino acids.
AUGUGUUGUGUUAUGAAACGGAAUGCUAUGGUCUUGCAAAGACAUACUACCAUCGGAAUAAAUGGUUUCUUUGUGCUUCCCUAUUCAUAUAAUUAUGGUAGUAGUCACCAACUCAUUAUACAUGUUAAGAUUUCUGAACAUGAUUCUGGUAUUUCUUUACUGUCAGAUGAGGAACACAAGGAUUAUCUUUCAAGGGUCAAUACUGAUGAUAUGAUAAAAAGAUUAAGAGAUUUGAGACAGUCGAAUGGGCACCAACAAGGCAAGCUGAGCUCUUCUCCAGUUCAUGAAUUUGUUCGAAGUCCUACUGUUUCAGCCUCACGUAAGAAACAGAAAACGAGCCACUCAGCGUCAGCACUCUCUGAUGCUGGUGCACUUUCUCCACCCAAUGCCAAGCAUCCAUCCUUGCAGUCAUCUUCAUCAAACUUGAAACGUGGCCGUCCUCCAGGAUUCCCCGCUGUUCCAGGAAGGCCACAGGGUAAAAGUCAUAGUACUUCUGGUACAUUCGGACCUAAUGAGCCUGACAAAGCUCAAAAGAUUGAUCAGCACAUCGGAAAGAGAGUAUGGAUAAGGUGGCCGGAUGAUAACAGUUUCUAUGAGGCAUUGAUAACAGAUUAUAAAGAGGGUCUGCAUGCAAUAGUCUAUGAUAUGAAUACAGAAAAGGAAUCUUGGGAGUGGCUCAAUCUCAAAGAGAUAUCCCCUGAAGACAUCAGAUGGGACGGUCAGGAACCUGGACUCUCUCAUAAAGGUUCGCAAGCUGGACAAGGUCGUGGUCCUAAGAAGUCUUUAGCCCGUGGUGGUGGAGCAAUUGGUGCAGUAAGAGGCCACGGAACCUUAAAGGGCCAUCCCAAAAUGGAUUUAUUUAUGCCUCAAAAUGGCAUUGGAAGAGAAGGAUCGGGAGAAAUUAGGUUACCAAAAACUGAUGCUCUGAUUAAAAAGGUGGAGGAGGUUUUUUCUGCUAAUGAUCCUGACCCAAUGGAGGUUGAGAAAGCCAAGAAAGUGUUGAAUGAACAUGAGGAAGCAUUGACCCAAGCUAUUACUAUGCUAGAGGAUGCAUCCGACAGUGAAAGUGAUAGAGAAGAUCAUCCCUCCUCACAAGGAAAGUCGAUGGACUGAGAACAAGGAUGUAGAAAACGGACAUACGAUGAGAUAGGCGUAGAAGGUAGGAAAAGGGAAGGUCCAAGUCUAUGAACAAAUGGUGAUAAAUGCCGCGUUUCCUUACAAAAGAAGAAAGAAGCUUAGCCAGUGUGACAAUCACCAGAUUAUAUCAGUGUUAGUUAGAUUUUAUGCGAAAGUUGUAGAUUUUCGUUUUAGAACAUUCUUAGUUAAUCUUUAUUAGAUUUUAUGGGAAAGUUGUAGAUUUUUGUUAAUCUUUAUGAUUAAUCUUUAGGAAUGGCAGUAGAUUUUAUAAGAAAGUUGUAGGUUAUCGUUUUAGCACAUUCUUAAUCACCAUUAUGUAUUUUUUACGAGAACUUUUCUUGUAAUUCUUUAAUUGAUUAGUCAUUUAUAUAGGGUCGUUUUAGC